AUGCGGCCGCCGCUGCAGCCGGUGUUCCGCGGCCGCCGCCACCGGCGCGUGCACAAGCUGAAGACAGCGUACGUGGACGGCGUUCUGAGCCAGGUGAUCCUGGCGCGCGCGCCGUUCGUGGCGCGCGCCGACCACACGUUGCUGGCGGUCGACUUCUGCCAGAUGGAGCUGCGCCUACUGGCACACCUGGCCGGCGACGUGCGGCUGAUAGCGGCCAUCCGGGACGCGCCCGGUGGCGACAUCUUCCGCCAGCUGGCGGCGCUCUGGCGCGAGCGCACCAAGCGCGUGGUGUACGCGGCGAUGUACGGCGCGGGCCGUGCGCGGCUGGCCGAGGUGCUCAGCUGCGUACCGGAGCAAGCGCAGCAUGUGCUGGACAGCUUCCUGGCGCGCUGUCCGGCCAUCGCCGGCUUCAGUCGGGGUGUGGUGGCCGACUGCCGGAGGGAUGGGUUCGUCGCCUCGCUGCUCGGCCGCCGCCGCUGGAUGGCCGGUAUCGCCUCGACGCAGCCGCAGGCCGAGCGGCAGGCGGUCAACUUCCGCGUGCAGGGCUCGGCGGCCGACGUCUGCAAGCUGGUGAUGCUCGCCGUUAGCCGGGCGGCGCCCGACGUGCCGCUGCUGGCCCAGCUGCACGACGAGCUGCUCUGGGAGGUGCCGCGCCACCGGCUGGACGCCUUCCGCGCGCUGGUCGGCCGCGAGCUGGGCCGGUUGGAGACGCUGUUGACCGCCGCCGGCCGGCCCGGCCCGCUGCUGGUGCCUCUGCCCGUCGCCGUCACGACCGGCCAGUGCUGGGCAGACAUGCAGCCGCUGCUUGAGGAGGGCGGCCGGCCCGUCACCGAGGGCGACGGGGCGGCGGUGUGA
Molecule: messenger RNA, 855 nt
Organism: Pollicipes pollicipes
Lineage: Eukaryota; Metazoa; Arthropoda; Thecostraca; Pollicipedomorpha; Pollicipedidae
Product: DNA polymerase nu-like
Exons: 5
Coding region: 1-855 (284 amino acids)
Biological process (GO): DNA-templated DNA replication; double-strand break repair
Molecular function (GO): DNA-directed DNA polymerase activity; DNA binding
Source: RefSeq, a predicted model, not a curated record